CGACGUACCAGCAACCAACCAGUGCACCAAAAGCCCGCGUACCAUGUCGACACCGGACAGAUCAGUAAUCAAAAUUCAUAUCUGGAGAUCGGAAGGCGGGUGACAGGAUGAUACCUCCUCUAUUAGUGCUUCUUCUGCUGUCCCAGGCAAUAUCACGAGAUCCGACUUGCUUCCAGCAAUUAAAGGAUACGAAAUGGACGAAUUACAACAGGCUGUACCAAUAUUUGACUGGAACUGGCAAUCACAAUUUUGACGAGUCGGUGACCAUUGGAUUUCUCGGAGCCUACGGAGAAACAAAGGUCGGCCUCGGCGCCUUACCCCUGGCGAUCCAGGCUGUCAAUUCGGAUCCGAACCUUCUCCCCGGAAGGCAGCUGAAGUUCAUCGCCGCGGACAUUGGCACUCAGAACGGCCGUUCGUCGUCCCUGACGACCCUUCCGAUCAGGGUGAUGACGGUGAUGCGAGACAGCGGUACCGUCGCCUUCAUCGGCCCAGAUGGAACUUGCAGGGAAGAAGCUGUGGUGGCAGCCGCUUGGAAUCUUCCGAUUAUAUCUUAUAGGUGCGCAGAUAGACUUGUAUCUGACAAGAGAGUCUACCACACAUUUGCAAGAACGCUUCCACCUUCGACAAAAGUGUCAAAGUCCGUUGUGGCUCUGUUGAAAGCCUUCGAUUGGAAUAUGUUCGUCAUCAUCUCCGGCACCAUGCCUGCCUGGGCACCACAAGUGAAAGACGCCAUAAAGUGGUUGGCCAAUAAAAAUAACAUAACGGUCACGGAUGUCUACGAGUUCAGCAACUACAUUCCUAAAGACAUAAAGAAAAUGGAUAAACUCGUCGCAGAUUCGUUUCACAGGACUAGGGUAUACGUUUUCAUCGGUGAGCACGUCGCUCUUGUCGACUUCGUCCUUUGUCUCCAGGCUCGCAAGCUCCUCGAGAACGGCGAAUACAUCGUCAUAUCGGUCGACGAUGAGAUAUACAACCCGGCAAAAAAGAAAAACAUACUGCUGAGAGCGUACAUCGAUCCUUUCAUCGAUACGGAUGCAAAUCAUACACUUGCGUUUCGGUCAGUACUUAAGCUAACGCCUUCUCAUCCAAGAAAUCCCAAAUACAACGCUAUAAGCGAAGAGGUGAGAAGGAUAUCGGCUCAGCCGCCCUUCUGCGUGCCGUACCACAGCAAGAUCUUCGACAGCAUAUCCGUGCCGAUUACCGCCGCUCACUUGUACGACGCAGUCAUGAUUUACGCAAGGGCUCUCACGGAAGUGUUCGCGGAAGGCGAAGAUCCAAGGAACGGGACAGCGAUCCUGAAAAAAAUCCUCAACAGGACGUACCAUUCAGUCCAAGGACACGACGUAUACAUAGACAGCAACGGGGAUGCAGAAGGAAAUUUCAGCGUGGUGGCACUCCUCGACGACAUGGAUGACAACGGUACCAAGACCAUGUCUAUGCAGCCAGUUGGCUACUUUCAGUACCACGAGAACAACACCUCUCUUCCGGAGUUCAAGUAUUUCAACGAGUCACGGAAGAUCCAAUGGAUCGGGGGAGAAGUUCCACUGGCAGAGCCCGUUUGCGGUUUUAACGGGCGCAAGUGUCACAGCGACCGAUGGAGGGUCAUCGUCAUCCUCGGAGGUCUUGCAUCUCUCUCUUUCAUCGCAGCUCUUUUCGCGUUUAAACAUUACAGAUACGAGCAGAAAUUGGCUUGCCUGCUUUGGAAGAUCGACAUGCGGGAAGUCACGAUAAUCCCAAACGGUCAAGGGGAAAAAAGCAUGAUGCUGUGCUCGGGGCAGAUUUGCCGGCAGAGCAUCCUGCGGAGCAUCGCACCGGAGGUAAGCCCCAAACGAGCCUACACGAACAUCGGCUUCUACAAGGGCAACACCGUGGCAAUCAAAGCUGUCCACAAAAGAUCCGUUGACAUAACGCGCAACAUCAGGAAGGAACUUAAACAGAUCAGAGAGCUACGCCACGAGAACAUCAUAACUUUUGUUGGAGCUUGCGUAGACGCUGGAAAUAUUUGCAUAUUCACGGAGUACUGCGCGAGAGGGAGUUUAGAGGAUGUUCUGGCCAAUGAAGAUCUUCACCUGGACAACAUGUUCGUCUCGUCUCUCGUUGCAGAUAUAAUUAAGGGGAUGAUCUAUCUGCAUGACAGUGAAAUCGUAUCCCACGGUAAUCUACGAUCAAGUAACUGCCUCGUCGACAGUCGCUGGGUACUGCAGAUAACUGAUUUUGGCCUCCAUGAAUUUAAAGCUGGCCAGGAGGAAGACGACAGCCUGGAGACGAGAAGGAAACUGUGGAGGGCACCAGAACUGCUAAAAGGGGCCCACUGUCAUCCCAGAGGGACGCAAAAGGGUGACGUCUACUCAUUUGCCAUUAUACUGCAUGAAGUAGUGGGCCGAUCGGGGCCCUGGGGCAGCACUCAACUUACAGAACAAGAAAUCGUGAAGAGCGUCGCGUCUGGAUCCGGAUUGAGACCAGACGUCAGCGGUCUCGACACGUCCCCGUCCAUCGUCAAAUGUAUGGAGUCCUGCUGGGACGAGGACCCAGAAAACCGUCCCGACUUCAGGUUCGUGCGUGUCAAGCUCAAGGAAAUGCAGGCAGGACUGAAGCCUAACAUUUUCGACAAUAUGUUGGCCAUUAUGGAAAAGUACGCGUCCAACUUGGAAGGUUUAGUCCAAGAAAGGACCAAUCAACUGACCGAGGAAAAGAAGAAAACUGACGCACUGCUCAAUAGAAUGCUGCCCAAGACGGUAGCCGAAUCGUUAAAAAGAGGAGAGAGGGUGGAGGCUGAAAGUUUUGAGUGCGUCACAAUAUACUUCAGCGACAUCGUCGGCUUCACAGAACUGUCUGCUGUCAGCACGCCGUUGCAGGUUGUGGAAUUGCUCAAUGAUUUAUACACAUGCUGCGACUCCAUCAUCUCUCACUAUGAUGUCUAUAAGGUAGAGACGAUCGGCGACGCGUACAUGGUCGUCUCCGGGCUCCCGGUGAGGAACGGUGACCGUCAUGCUGGUGAAAUAGCAAGCAUGGCAAUCCACAUGCUAGCCAGCAUAAAAAGACUGAAGAUCAGCCACCAGCCUGGAGAACCUCUUAAAUUAAGAAUAGGAAUACAUUCAGGUCAUUGUGUCGCUGGAGUUGUAGGACUUAAAAUGCCUAGGUAUUGCUUAUUUGGGGAUACAGUAAACACAGCUUCAAGAAUGGAAUCAACGGGUGAAGCUUUUAAAAUACAUAUAUCUCACACAACUAAAGACCUCCUUGACAGGCUAGGCGGUUACACUUGCGAAGAAAGGGGAAAUAUCAUGAUCAAGGGAAAGGGUGAAAUGCUUACCUACUGGCUCGUCGGGGAAGACACGGCGAUGCGCAUGGCUCGCAUACAAGACAUCGACCAAAGCAGUCUCAGUUCAGAAAGGCUGAGUGAGACUCCAGAUCUGUUACGAAGGCCGAUUGGCAAUGAACUUCUUUCAGACGCCGGAGAUGUCGCAGCUGCGAAAUUAUUGCACCAACUACAUCUGAGAGCUGUCAGAGCAUAUAAAAAACACCGAAGUCAGGAGAUGUUAACUAUUAGCAAACACACGCCUAAAGUAUCAGGGCACAGAUCUGAGCCUGUUAUUACAUUCCGAGACACAAGUAAACCUUAAUCCAUUUUUAUUUUUAUUUUUAAAUCACAUUAUGUGUCAAUGUUCUAUGUAAUAUUCUUAACCUACUUUCCAAUUCAAAAUGUUAAUUACAAAUUGGUAAUAGAAAGGAUUUAAAUGGUGAAAAAUGUAACCAAUGUUCGGUAAGUUGAAAGAUGUUAACUUUAAAAAAAUUCUAUCUAAUUAAUUUUUGUAUUACAUCUUUCAUUUACUUUUCUUCUUUUAUCAUCUCUCUAAACUGUGGAUCUCUCCAUUAAAAAAUGAUGGGUUAUCUUGAAAGUUGCAACAAAUUUCUUGCAAAUCAUUACUAAUAAUAAUACUACAAUAACAAAUUUAUAAUACAAAAACUUAAAUAAAAUGGGGUUUAUUAUUCUUGAUAUCAUAUAAAUUCAAGUUUAAUACGAUUUAAGCCAAAUAGGUGAAUAUCACAGUCAAUCAGUUUACACAAUUCAACGUAAUUUCACGAUCAUCUUUGUGAAAAUAAAAGUGAAAACAGAUCAAUCAAACUGAAAAAUUGUCUGCAGUCAGAGAUGUUAUAUAUGAACUGAUUCCACUGGAAAAGAUUACAAAAGCAUGGACACGACGAUAGACAAUUUUCAUCAAACUGCUGGUACUGGUUAUAUUGAAAGACUUAAAAAAUUGAGAAUAUAUACUAUUAUUUUCAAAAACUAUUUUGAAGUAAUUAAAUUUACAAAAUAAUUGUUACAAUAAAUAUAUUUUUCUCAUAUGCAGUGUAGGUCUAGAAACGUACCAAAAAGAAAUUAAAUUCUUUAAAAAAGAAUAACUAGGUCAAUAGAAUUACAAGCUUAAAAGCAACCCAUGUAUAAGCUCAAAUCUAAUAAUCAUAAUUGAUGUAAUAAAUGUGAUUUAAGUUAAAAAUUAAUGUUAUUUGUUUGUGAAAAUUGAUAAAAGUUGAACCAAAUGGUAAUUUAUGCUAGGCAUGAUUUAAUUUAAUGUCAAAUUCUCAAACCAUUCUUCUGAGAUUAUUUAAACAUGCAAUUAUGAAAUGAUCUGUUUUGUUAAAUAUUCAGUUUUAUUUUUAAUUGAUAUAUCACUGCAAGUGAUGAAGAGUUGUUUGAUGUGAAUUUUAUAGUUUAUGUAUUAUGAUGUAGUGUAUUUAUUUAUUUAUUAAGUGAUUUAUAAACCUCAGGGUAAAUUAAAUGGAAUAUGAUGUUCAUCAAAUCACAUAAAAAACUGUCUACUUGAAUAAUACCGAUUUUUCUUUAUAUUCAAC
Molecule: messenger RNA, 4851 nt
Organism: Cimex lectularius (bed bug)
Lineage: Eukaryota; Metazoa; Arthropoda; Insecta; Hemiptera; Cimicidae
Gene: Gyc32E
Product: guanylate cyclase 32E
Exons: 24
Coding region: 108-3620 (1170 amino acids)
Biological process (GO): intracellular signal transduction; cGMP biosynthetic process; receptor guanylyl cyclase signaling pathway
Molecular function (GO): guanylate cyclase activity; peptide receptor activity; protein kinase activity
Source: RefSeq, a predicted model, not a curated record